Argiope bruennichi is the source of this 1180-nucleotide messenger RNA. RefSeq lists its product as uncharacterized. The record is from RefSeq and is a predicted model, not a curated record. The transcript has 3 exons. Bases 196 to 678 code for a protein of 160 amino acids. NCBI's taxonomy places the organism in Eukaryota, Metazoa, Arthropoda, Arachnida, Araneae, Araneidae.
UUUAGUUCUGUGUUUUUACUGAGGAUCUCAAUUUCAUUUAAAAUGCAUCAAUUCAAUGUUAAAUCAGACGCGCAUUAAACAUAUUUAUUUUGAUGAAACUCUGCAUUGCAAUAAAAUAAAGAGAAACGUACGGUUUGUGAACUAUCUUCAAAAAUGAAGAUAUACUUUUGAACUUUCAUAUUUCAAAAUAGUAUCAUGUUGCGUAGUUCCUGGAGUAUUUAUUUCAUAAUCAUCUAUAUUUUUGCAGGCCAGAAUUUAGUUGCUAGUCAUUUAACUCGCCCACCACAUAAUUUGUCAUGCUAUACCUGCAGCACAUUAAACAAUGGAGAUUCAUGCCGAUAUCUUCAAUUAAAUGACACAGGUGUACAAAAGUCAUGUAAACCAAAUCAAAUGUUCUGUUCUGUAAUAUUAUUUAGGUAUGCUGCAGACUCCACUGACUAUUUAUUUUGGUCAAUAGAAAGACGCUGUGAAGAAACAUGUCAAGAAGGUUGCCAUACUGUUGGAGAACGUGUGAAAUUGUUUCUUUGCCGUUCCUGCUGUAAUGGCUAUUUAUGUAAUUUUGGUAAUACUGGUUUAAAAGCUUUACCUGAUGAUAAUUAUAUGAUUUUGUUUACAGGUAUGGCCUUGUAUAGAUAUUUUUCAUUUUUUAAGUCAUUUGAAACCAUACUUUGGGGUUAACAAGUAGAAUUUAUAAGAAGGUUUGUCUAUUAAUGUUUAUGUGGUAUACAGCAUAAGCACAUUUUGUAAAUACAAUUCUCAGUGUAAAUAUGCAAUAAAGUCAAAUGAAUAUUACUAUUCUUUCAUCUAAGCCAUAAUAAGCUUGAAUAGUUAUUUGAUUUUUUUUUUGCAAUUAAAAUGCAAAAUUCACUUUACAAGUAAAUUUUAAAGAAUUUUUCAUCUUAAACUUUAUCAUUAAUAGACAUUGUAGAAUUUCAUUCAAGUUUUUGAUUAUAUUUUAAAACCAAUUUUCUUUAUGAAUUUUGAUAUAAAUGUCAUAUUUGGAAAAUAUUUAUCAUGAUUUUAUUCACAUAUAUAUUUAUUAGUAAUAUCAUAGAACUAACUACCAGUAGUUGGACUUUCUAAAUCCAUAUCAAAAUAGGCAAAAUAAUUUUUGUCAUUAUUUUUAAAUGUGUAAAAAUUUUGAACCACAUUAUGGAAUAGGAAAAGAAAUAAAACUUUU